Messenger RNA from Pyrus x bretschneideri (Chinese white pear), 629 nucleotides. RefSeq names its product sm-like protein LSM36B. Gene Ontology annotation, biological process: maturation of SSU-rRNA; mRNA splicing, via spliceosome. Bases 190 to 465 code for a protein of 91 amino acids. The record is from RefSeq and is a predicted model, not a curated record. NCBI's taxonomy places the organism in Eukaryota, Viridiplantae, Streptophyta, Magnoliopsida, Rosales, Rosaceae. Gene Ontology annotation, molecular function: RNA binding. The transcript has 4 exons. Gene Ontology annotation, cellular component: U4/U6 x U5 tri-snRNP complex; P-body; nucleolus.
UUGGAGGUGGGCUUACAAAUACACCCCAAGGUCCAAAAAUCCCACCCUAAUAUAUACAAAGCUGUAGCAGCGAGAGCUUCCCGGUUAUUGUUAAUCUCCGUCUCUCUCUCGCGCUCUCUCAAAAGUUAAAAGCACCGGCACCGGAACCAGCAAAGGAGGUACAAGAAGUUAAGAUUUCGGAUAGAGAAAAUGAGUGGAGGUGGAGAGAAAGGGACAGGAACCACAAAAACUCCGGCAGAUUUCCUCAAGUCAAUUCGUGGGCGACCGGUUGUUGUAAAACUGAAUUCUGGUGUUGACUAUCGAGGUAUUCUUGCGUGUCUUGAUGGGUAUAUGAAUAUAGCAAUGGAACAAACCGAAGAAUAUGUCAAUGGACAGUUAAAAAAUAAGUAUGGCGAUGCUUUUAUUCGUGGAAAUAAUGUUCUAUACAUUAGCACGACGAAGAGGAAUGUGGCUGAUGGGGCUUAGUUGUUUUAUGGAGCCAUGUAGAUCAUCUGCUGUCAUGCUUUAUGCAAUUAUGUUGUAAUGUAAGCUUACAUGGGAUCAUGAGAAGGAAAUAGGACUAGUCGACUCGGUACAUUUUUCAGUAUCUAUUUUGGAAUGAAUGAAAGAAAUGAUCUGUUGACUGAUGA